GCCGCCGCCGCCGCCGCUGCCGCGGCCGCCGCCGCCGUCAGCCGCCAUUUUCCCAGAGCGAGAGGCAGUGACACUGAGCGGGCGUAGGGGGCCGAGUCGGAGACGGUGCCUGAGUUCGGGAGCGGCAACAGAGGGGGCAUAGACACUCUUGAGCAGUCUCGCCGUCGCCUCUGCGUUCCUGUUGACUGUCUCGGUGCCCCCUCCCUUACUCCUCGGUUGCUGGUGAAGAGGCUGCGCGCUGCUGUUUGGGGAGGGGGUGUGUGGAGCCGGGUCCUGAGUCCGCAGUGGCUGCUGUCGGGGGGUCGUCCGACCGCGGAGGUGUGGACAGACUCCUUGGGGGUCGAGCAUAUAACGGGGUUCGGGUGUCUGGUGUGUGAACAUCACAGGUCUAUUCUGGAUAGCAGGUUUUGUGAAGACGUUUAUUCUUUCUUGGACCUCAGAUUUACCAGACAUCUCAUGGGUUUGUGGAUGCACUUAGAUGUUUGCAAUGAGCACUGUGGCUGGCAUGCCCCAGUGUUUUGGAUACCAAUGCAUAGGACUCCAUAGUAAUCGAAUUUACCAGAGGCGAACGUCAUGAGCAUAGUGAUCCCAUUGGGGGUUGAUACAGCAGAAACGUCAUACUUGGAAAUGGCUGCAGGCUCAGAACCAGAAUCUGUAGAAGCUAGCCCUGUGGUAGUUGAGAAAUCCAACAGUUAUCCCCACCAGUUAUAUACCAGCAGCUCGCAUCAUUCACACAGUUACAUUGGUCUGCCCUAUGCGGACCAUAAUUAUGGUGCUCGUCCUCCUCCAACACCUCCGGCUUCCCCUCCUCCAUCAGUUCUUAUUAGCAAAAAUGAAGUAGGCAUAUUUACCACUCCUAAUUUUGAUGAAACUUCCAGUGCUACUACAAUCAGCACAUCUGAGGAUGGAAGUUAUGGUACUGAUGUAACCAGGUGCAUAUGUGGUUUUACACAUGAUGAUGGAUACAUGAUCUGUUGUGACAAAUGCAGUGUUUGGCAACAUAUUGACUGCAUGGGGAUUGACAGGCAGCAUAUUCCUGAUACAUAUCUUUGUGAACGUUGUCAGCCUAGGAGUUUGGAUAAAGAGAGGGCGGUGCUACUACAACGCCGGAAAAGGGAAAAUAUGUCAGAUGGUGAUACCAGUGCAACUGAGAGUGGUGAUGAGGUUCCUGUGGAAUUAUAUACUGCAUUUCAGCAUACCCCGACAUCGAUUACUUUAACUGCUUCAAGAGUUUCCAAGGUUAAUGAUAAAAGAAGGAAAAAAAGUGGAGAGAAAGAACAAAACAUUUCAAAAUGUAAAAAAGCCUUUCGUGAAGGAUCUAGGAAAUCAUCAAGAGUUAAGGGCUCAGCUCCAGAGAUUGAUCCUUCAUCUGAUGGUUCAAAUUUUGGAUGGGAGACAAAAAUCAAAGCAUGGAUGGAUCGAUAUGAAGAGGCAAAUAAUAACCAAUAUAGUGAGGGUGUUCAGAGGGAGGCACAAAGAAUAGCCCUGAGACUGGGCAACGGAAAUGACAAAAAAGAGAUAAAUAAAUCAGAUUUGAAUACCAAUAAUUUGAUCUUCAAACCUCCUGUAGAGAGCCAUAUACAAAAAAAUAAGAAAAUUCUGAAAUCUGCAAAAGAUUUGCCUCCUGAUGCACUUAUCAUUGAAUACAGAGGGAAGUUUAUGUUAAGAGAACAGUUUGAAGCAAAUGGAUAUUUCUUUAAGAGACCAUACCCUUUUGUUUUAUUCUAUUCUAAAUUUCAUGGUCUAGAAAUGUGUGUUGAUGCAAGGACUUUUGGGAAUGAAGCUCGGUUCAUUAGGCGUUCUUGUACACCAAAUGCAGAGGUGAGGCAUGAAAUUGAGGAUGGAACCAUACAUCUUUACAUUUAUUCUAUACAAAGUAUUCCAAAGGGAACUGAAAUUACUAUUGCCUUUGAUUUUGACUAUGGGAAUUGUAAGUACAAGGUGGAUUGUGCAUGCCUCAAAGAAAAUCCAGAGUGCCCUGUUCUGAAACGUAGUUCUGAAUCCACGGAAAACAUCAAUAGUGGUUAUGAGACCAGAAGGAAGAAAGGAAAAAAAGAAAAGGAUAUUUCAAAAGAAAAAGAUACCCAAAAUCAGAAUAUUACUUUGGAUUGUGAAGGGACAGCGAACAAAAUGAAGAGCCCGGAAACUAAACAGAGAAAGCUUUCUCCACUGAGACUAUCAGUAUCAAAUAAUCAGGAACCAGAUUUUAUUGAUGAUAUAGAAGAAAAAACUCCCAUUAGCAAUGAAGUAGAAAUGGAGUCAGAGGAACAGAUUGCAGAAAGGAGAAGGAAGAUGACAAGAGAAGAAAGGAAAAUGGAAGCAAUUCUGCAAGCUUUUGCCAGACUUGAAAAAAGAGAGAAAAGAAGAGAACAAGCUUUGGAAAGGAUCAGCACUGCCAAAACUGAAGUUAAAACUGAAUGUAAAGAUGCGCAGAUUGUCAGUGAUGCUGAAGUUAUUCAGGAACAAGCAAAAGAAGAAACUGCUAGCAAGCCAACUCCUGCCAAAGUAAAUAGAACUAAGCAGAGAAAAAGUUUUUCUCGGAGUAGGACUCACAUCGGACAGCAGCGUCGGAGACACAGAACUGUCAGCAUGUGUUCAGAUAUCCAACCAUCUUCUCCUGAUAUAGAAGUUACUUCACAACAAAAUGAUACUGAAAAUACUGUACUUGCAAUAGAACCAGAAACUGAAACUGCACUAGCAGAAAUAAUUACUGAAACUGAAGUUCCAGCACUUAAUAAAUGUCCAACAAAGUAUCCCAAAACAAAAAAGCACUUGGUCAAUGAAUGGUUAAGUGAGAAGAAUGAGAAGACAGGAAAACCUUCAGACACCCUUUCAGAAAGGCCUCUGCGCAUAACUACAGAUCCUGAAGUGUUAGCUACACAGCUCAAUUCUUUACCGGGUCUCACUUAUAGUCCGCAUGUAUACUCUACUCCUAAGCACUACAUUAGAUUCACUUCACCAUUCCUUUCAGAAAAAAGGAGAAGAAAAGAACCUCCUGAAAACAUUUCUGGCUCAUGCAAGAAGCGGUGGUUGAAACAAGCUCUGGAAGAAGAAAACUCAGCAAUUUUACACAGAUUUAAUUCACCCUGUCAAGAAAGAUCCAGAAGUCCUACAGUCAAUGGUGAAAAUAGAAGUCCACUACUAUUAAAUGAUAGCUGUUCUCUUCCAGAUUUAACUACACCACUAAAAAAACGAAGACUCUAUCAGUUACUAGAUUCUGCUUACUCAGAAACCUCCACACCUACUCCUUCACCAUAUGCUACCCCAACUCACACAGAUAUUACUCUUACGGAUCCAUCAUUUGCCACUCCUCCACGGGUAAAGUCAGACGAUGACGCUUGUAGAAAUGGUUAUAAGCCCAUUUAUUCACCAGUUACCCCAGUAACUCCUGGCACACCGGGAAAUACCAUGCACUUUGAGAAUAUUUCUUCCCCAGAAAGUUCUCCAGAAAUUAAGAGACGCACUUACAGUCAAGAGGGCUUUGACAGAUCUUCAACCAUGUUAACAUUGGGGCCUUUUAGAAAUUCUAAUUUAACUGAACUCGGUCUGCAAGAAAUAAAGACUAUUGGUUAUACCAGCCCUAGGAGUAGGACUGAAGUCAGUAGGCAGUGCCCUGGAGAAAAGGAAUCUGUGUCAGACCUUCAACUGGGACUCGAUACAGUCGAGCAAGCUGCCUUACAUAAAACCAUGGAAACACCUGCACAUGAUAGGACUGAGUCUAACAGCCAACUGGAAUCUGCUCACUCUGGACGGGGCCCAAUAUAUUCUUCCUGGGUAAAGAGUCCUGACAGAACAGGAGUUAACUUCUCAGUAAACUCCAACUUGAGGGACCUGACACCCUCACAUCAGUUGGAGGUUGGAGGAGGCUUCCGAAUAAGUGAGUCAAAGUGCCUGAUGCAGGAUGAUACUAGAGGCAUGUUUAUGGAAACACCUGUGUUUUGUACUUCAGAAGAUGGGCUUGUAUCUGGUUUUGGACGGACUAUUAAUGACAGUUUGAUCGACGGAAGUUGCACACCCCAGAAUCCACCACAAAAGAAAAAGGUUUCUCUAUUAGAAUACCGGAAAAGACAACGUGAAGCUAGGAAGAGUGGCUCUAAGGCAGAACACUUUCCACUGGUUAAUGUAUCACCUCACACAAGUGGAAACCUGAGUAGCAGCAAUGCUGAUGGGCGUGCCAACGGGAGUGCAAAUGGGGAGCAGGUAGAAAGCAAUGCUAGCCUACCUUUACCAACGCCAGCUACAGUUCAUAAUGCUACUUUGGAAGAGGCCAGCAAUAACUGUCCUGUUAAGGAAGCUUCUGCCAGUGAAAAGAAUGAACCAGAAGUCCAAUGGACCGCCUCAACUUCAGUGGAGCAAGUGCGAGAGAGGAGUUAUCAGAGAGCUUUACUACUCAGUGAUCACCGAAAAGAUAAAGAUAGUGGGGGAGAGUCACCAUGUGUCCCAUGUUCACCGAUUCAUGUUCCGUCUUCACCUUCAUCUCAUUCAAAUCACAUUCCCCAGUUGCAACCCAAGGGCCCAGUCCCUUCUUUCAGUGAACUUAUGGAAGAUCCUGAUCCUGAAAAUCCAGAACCCACGACUACAAGUGAAUGUGCAUCCCCAGAUACUUCCCAAAAUACUUGUAAAAGCCCUUCAAAAAUGAGCAAGCCUGGUUCACCAGGACCUGUAAUCCCUGUCCAGCCACAUGGGAAAAUACUCACAAAGCCAGAUUCCCAUUGGGAGGGAACAGUUACUGGGUCAGAAGCUGAGAGCGGUGUCCACCUGAAAACAGAACUCCAUCAAAAACAGCUGUCAAGUAACACCCAGGCCCUUUCAAAGAAUCACCCUCCACAGCCACUGGCGCGCAGUUCAUCCGAGCAACUUGCACAGAAGCUGCCUUCUGCGCCCGUGAAGCUGCACUGUCCUCCAUCACCUCACGUAGAAAAUCCUCCAAAGUCAUCGACGCCUCACACGCCUGUACAGCACGGUUAUCUUUCACCAAAGCCUCCUUCACAGCAGUUAGGCUCUCCCUACAGGCCUCACCAUUCUCAGUCACCUCAAGUUGGAACCCCUCAGCGAGAGCCUCAGAGGAAUUUUUACCCAGCAGCACAGAACCUUCAAGCCAGUACACAGCAGGCACCUUCUGGAGCACUGUUUCCACAGACGCCCUCAGGACAGUCUUCGGCAGCAUACAGUCAGUUUAACCAGCAGAGCCUGGGCAGCACGGCACCGCCCCCUCCACCCCCUCCGCCCCCUUCCUCUUCCUCUUACUAUCAAAACCAGCAGCCCUCCGCAAACUUUCAGAACUAUAGUCAGCUGAAAGGCAGUCUUUCCCAACAAACUGUGUUUACAUCAGGACCAAAUCAAGCACUUCCUGGCACCACAGGCCAGCAAGCCGUCCCGGGACACCACGUUACUCCAGGGCACUUUCUGCCCUCGCAGAACCCUCCCGCUCACCAUCAGACUUCCGCUGCUGUAGUCCCCCCGCCGCCUCCCCCGCCUCCCGCUCCAGGACCACACCUCGUCCAGCAACAGCCACACUCCGUAGCACAUGGCGUGGGGCCUGUUCAUGCUGUCACCCCUGGGUCCCACGUUCACUCUCAAACUGCUGGACACCAUCUGCCACCACCCCCUCCCCCUCCCGGCCCCGCCCCGCAUCACCAUCCACCGCCCCAUCCCCCCACAGGACUCCAAGGUCUGCAAGCACAACAACACCAGCAUGUGGUGAACUCAGCCCCUCCACCACCCCCUCCUCCUCCGCCUUCCAGUGUUUUGCCUUCUGGGCAUCAUACCCCAUCGGCUCAAGCCUUACACCACCCACCUCAUCAAGGACCUCCACUUUUUCCUUCAAGUGCUCAUCCAGCUGUACCACCGUAUCCCUCACAAGCUACACAUCACACCACUCUGGGACCGGGACCCCAACACCAGCCUUCUGGAACAGGGCCACAUUGUCCAUUACCAGUUGCAGGUCCUCAUCUCCAGCCCCAAGGACCAAACAGUAUUCCCACACCUACCGCUUCAGGGUUCUGUCCUCAUCCUGGCUCUGUGGCCCUGCCACAUGGGGUUCAAGGACCUCAGCAGGCAUCUCCAGUGCCUGGACAGAUUCCAAUUCACAGAGCACAGGUGCCACCAACAUUUCAGAACAAUUACCAUGGUUCAGGGUGGCAUUAAAAUGGACUCCAAAAACAUUUUUUAAAAUGUUCUGUAAGAUAAACUGUAUAUUUCAUAUGUACCUGUUAAGGUACUUUUUAAAGCUUGUACAU
This is a messenger RNA of Balaenoptera ricei (Rice's whale), 6239 nucleotides long. It is a transcript of the gene KMT2E, whose product is annotated as lysine methyltransferase 2E (inactive). The record is from RefSeq and is a predicted model, not a curated record. The transcript is spliced from 27 exons. Lineage: Eukaryota; Metazoa; Chordata; Mammalia; Artiodactyla; Balaenopteridae. Bases 574 to 6147 code for a protein of 1857 amino acids. Gene Ontology annotation, molecular function: protein binding.